Capsella rubella is the source of this 1094-nucleotide messenger RNA. Its product is annotated as F-box/LRR-repeat protein At1g06630. Gene Ontology annotation, molecular function: protein binding. The transcript is spliced from 2 exons. The coding region runs from base 1 to 1077 and encodes 358 amino acids. The record is from RefSeq and is a predicted model, not a curated record. Lineage: Eukaryota; Viridiplantae; Streptophyta; Magnoliopsida; Brassicales; Brassicaceae.
AUGGAUACCAAAAAGCUGUCUACUGGCUCCAGAGAUGCGAUCAGCUGCCUCCCUCAUGAGGUUCUGGGCGUCAUCUUGUCCUCAGUUCCGACCAAACUUGCUGCUUCAACAUCUCUUCUCUCGAAAAAGUGGAGGAACGUGUUUGCAUUGGUGCAUAAUCUUGAUUUUGAUGAUUCUGACUUGCUGCAACCGGAAGAGGGUGAAGAAGAGAUGGGUGUGAUGCGGGAGAGCUUCAGGAAUUUUGUUGAUACAACUCUCGCUUUGCAAUGCGGUUCGCCUAUCAAGAGAUUCUCUCUCAAAUGCCACAUUCAUGACUAUUACAGUGAGUCCGCUCAUCUGGUCCGCUGGGUAUGUAAUGCCUUAGAUCGUGGUGUUUUGGACCUAAGUCUAGAGACCAGUGUUCAGGCCUUGAUACCUUCUGAGCUCUUCACGAGCAAGACGCUAGUUAAACUUAGACUUGGAACGCAAGUUACUGUUGAAGUAUUUCCUCCAGAAGCGUCUCUCCCAGCGCUUAAGAUUCUCAUCUUCGAAUCAGUCUUGAUUCGACCUGAUGAUAUGUGUAAUGUACUUCUCCCUGGCUGUCCAGUGCUCGAGGAGUUAUAUCUUUAUUACGACGGGUUUGAAGGAUGGCCAUACCGCAUAACGAGUCAGACCAUCAAGAGACUAGUGGUUCAGUACGAUGAGUUUGAAAUUGAGUCUAUGAGUUUUAUGUCCAUUGACGCCCCAAAUCUACUCUUCCUGGACUACUCCCAUUAUGCCUUGUAUGAUUAUCCACUAGUUAACUUGGCUUCUCUAGUCGAAGCUAGGUUGGAUAUUCAGUAUAGUAAAAGAGUCGUGAGGCCGGAUAUAACGGGUCUCAUUAAUGGGAUAAGCAAUGUCGAGACCUUGCAUCUUUCUCCCGAUUCUGUUGAUGUGAUUUCUCUAUGUGUUGGACGUGGAUUACUUCUACCGGUGUUCAAUAAUCUUGUAAGCUUGACUUUUGGGAGUAAGAAUGAAAAAGGUUGGAAACUGUUGCCGUAUCUGAUUGAGCAGUCUCCAAAGCUUGAAACUCUAAUCAUCCAGGUAAUAUAUCAUUAGUAAAACCCAUGAGAGAG